Messenger RNA from Bactrocera latifrons, 2430 nucleotides. RefSeq lists its product as uncharacterized. The record is from RefSeq and is a predicted model, not a curated record. Gene Ontology annotation, biological process: septate junction assembly. The transcript is spliced from 4 exons. Lineage: Eukaryota; Metazoa; Arthropoda; Insecta; Diptera; Tephritidae. Bases 1272 to 1799 code for a protein of 175 amino acids.
UGGCUUUAUGUGGAUUAUGCUGAUGUCUCAAACAAUAAUUUUUGACGAAUUUCGUGAGCAUAUAAAGCUGUUUUCCAUACAAGAACUUGUUUUUAAUMGUUCAGUUCGUAUGCCAGCUAUAUGUUUUAGUGUUCUAAUUAUGUCGGUUUUGACAAAUGAGCCACUUCUUGGGAAGAGCAUGUUGUGUGCCAAAGAUAAGCGCGAUAUCUCCCUUUGCGUUUACAAGAAUUAUUUUUCGUCGGAGUAGAAUGACUCAAACAUAGCCUCUUCGAAAUUUGCAAAAGCUAACUUCGAGUUUAAGACAUGCGAAGUCGUACUUUCCAAGAAUAAGUUCCAUUAAUACAUAAUUUAAGUAUAUUUGUUUGUUUAUGCGAUGAAAAGCCAAAUGGUUUACUUUAAUCGUCUCACGUGACUUGAACAGUUGUCGGCGGUGAACAGUUCACCGCUGCCUAUAAGAGCUGGUCAGCCAUUGGGCAGUAAUGCACCAUAUUUUGCGUGGCGUGCAAACGUGUUUCCUGGACGCUGAGCUGUGUUCACAUAUGCUUUUUUUAUGGCAUAUGCUAGGCGCAAGUCAAGACAGGAGAAAGUGGUUGUCGUUGGGUCUGAAAAAGUGGUAAAGUACCAUACAGAUGUGUACACAAUAUUGUGGUCAAUAUUGGUAUGAGCUUGUAUAUAAUAAAGGGUGUUUUUUAGUCAUGUCGUUAAACUAUCUGACAUUUAUUUAACAUUGAUGUAAGUAUUGCUAUAUACUAUCCGAAGCAUGGCAGAUUUUUAUAGAUAUACAAAACUUGGGUAUAAACUAUUUGACCUUGCCAUGCGUAAUCAGUAAAAAUUAAUAAAAAUCACAUAACAUGCGCAUUGUGUCAUCAGCUACAAAAGAGUUGGCCUUUGGCGUAUUAUCAAAACUGUACGUUUGAGUGCGUUUACAAAACGAUAUUAACGCUUAAUGAUCGAGGAAUUAUGAUGCAGUGAUCAUGAAGCCAAAUGUUGCCACAUAAUAUAGAGAAACAAUACAGUUAAAAAGUAGAAAUAAAAACAUAUGUUAACAUAUAACAUAACAUAUUACUAACUCCAUUUUUCACUAAACGACAUUUUUUGUGUUUGAAUAUUUUCCAAUAUAAAAAUGUGUCAAAAUCGAUUACUGAUCUAUAAGUAAACACUUCUUCACAUGUGUCUUGUUUUUCUCAGUUCUCAGUUAAUUCGGUGCAAGUUGCUCAGCAACGCAUUCAAUUAUAACGGAAGAGUUCUAAUUCUAAAAAAACGCUGCCAAAAUGAACUAUCUGCGUUCAAUAGAAAUCUCACGCGUAGAGAUGACGCCGGCGGAAGACUCCACCUACACGACAAGUAGCGGUUCGAAGCGUGCGAGCUAUUCGUUGAUGGGCAUCAAGUUGUUGGAACUGGCACUGGUCAUCACUUGCAUUGGCCUCAUCGAUGAGCCAUCCACACACUCACAUCUGCGCAUCUUCAUAACGCCGCGCGUUGUCGCCCUCUGCUACGUAACCUUUGGCAGUCUCAUCAUUUAUACUUCAAUUUACUUAAUUAUGGCAUUGUUCGGCGAUGUCACAUCUUGGCGUACCUCGACGCUGUGGUCCAUCAUUGGCUUCAUACUGCUUGUGGCUGUGACGGCGCUACUCUUCCGCGAUUGGUCCACCACAAAGGAGCGUAAUUACUGGCAUCCGAAUAUGCAACGUCUUGACCUGGUGCUGGCCGCCGCUGCGGUCUCAUUGGUAACCACACUCAUCUACUUGGUGGAUUUGUUGGCCACAAUACGUUUUGGUGUUAGCGGUGAACUGGAGUAAAUGCGAUAAAUGAGGUUGAGCAACUAUAGGCCGCACAGCUGCUCUAUGCGCACCAUCGACGUCUUCUGGCUACGGUUUAAAAAUUAUGCUGUAAUAUUUACAGAAAAUCGACGCAAAUUUGUUUAUAAUAUUUUUUUAUUAAUAAUUUUUACGAAAAUAAUUGCAAUAUUUUAAUUUUGAAUGUAUAGUAUUAAGCUCAAAGUAACAAUGCGUUGGUGUUUAUACUUAUAUAUAGUAACGUAGAUAUCUAUAUAGUUAUAUAGAAAUAUCAGUGGCGCAUUCCAGGGGGGUUUGGGUAGCAAACACACCACAACUCACAGAUUUUUGCAAUUGAAUUGGCGAAGUAACUUCAAUAAACUUCAGCAAAAGCCCCCAAAAAGCAAAUGCCCGCUCCGCCACUGAGAAAUAUAUAUACAUAUAGAUAUAAUGCUAAGCGCAAUCGAAUAUUUAAUAUGCCAUGAGAAAUUCGCAUUUCUUUAAAUGUACAAAAAUCACAAUUAAAAUGUUCAAUAUUGAUUAAGUGCGUCUAAUUGUUGACGAAACAUAGUUUUUUUUAACGUUUUCCUUACAAACUAAUUGUAAAAGUUAAAUAAACACUUUUUUAAUACAACAGUAAUUAUAUAUAACCGAA